Messenger RNA from Otolemur garnettii (small-eared galago), 3262 nucleotides. Its product is annotated as general transcription factor II-I repeat domain-containing protein 2B. The transcript has 16 exons. Bases 262 to 3105 code for a protein of 947 amino acids. The record is from RefSeq and is a predicted model, not a curated record. Gene Ontology annotation, cellular component: nucleus. NCBI's taxonomy places the organism in Eukaryota, Metazoa, Chordata, Mammalia, Primates, Galagidae.
GGGGGCGCUGCGGACACACGAGUCAAGGCUGCCUUCCAGGAAGCAAACAAAAAAGAAAAAAAAGGAAAGAAAGAAAGAGAAAAAGGAGAGCUAGUGGCGAGCAGGGGGCUCGGCCGCCACCCACGCCCGCGCCCCGCCUCGCGCUGGUCACUGGCGCCGGGCUCCCAGCCGCUGCCCUGCCCUCGGCCGCUGCCCGGUGGCCCAGGCCUCGGACUCCGCGGCCUGCCGGGCGCAGCCCGCUGGCCGGCGCCCUCAGGGACCAUGGCCCAAGUAGCAGUGUCCACCCUGCCUAUUGAAGAGUCAUCUUCGGAGGGCAGAAUGGAAGUGACGUUCCUCGUGUCUGCCCUUGAGUCCAUGUGUAAAGAACUGGCCAAGUUCAAGGCAGAAGUGGCCUGCAUUGCAGUGUACGAAACAGACGUGUUUGUCGUCGGAACUGAGAGAGGAUGCACCUUUGUCAACGCCAGGACAGAUUUUCAAAAAGAUUUUGCAAAAUACUGCGUCGCCGAGGGCCCAUGUGAGAUGAAACCUCCCUGCCCUAUGAACAGAAUGCAGGUCCACUCAGGAGAAACAGAGAUACUCAGGAGGGCCGUCGAGGACUAUUUUUGCUUUUGUUACGGUAAAGCGUUAGGGAGCACAGCAAUGGUACCUGUUCCCUAUGAGCAGAUGCUACGAGACCAGGCAGCUGUGGUAGUACAGGGGCUUCCGGAAGGAGUUGCCUUUCAACACCCUGGGAAUUAUGACCUUGUAACCCUGAAGUGGAUUCUGGAGAACAAAACGGGGAUUUCAUUCAUCAUAAACAGACCUUUCCUGUGUCCAGAGAGUCAGCUGGGUGGUCAUAUGAUGGAAAAAGACACCAAGAGAUCAAUAAUGUCACCAAGUGAAAGCUGUGGGCCCCCCAAUGUGAAAACUGAACCCAUGGAAGAUUCUGGCACUUCACUGAAAGCAGCAGCUGUGUCAGUCAAGAAAGAAUCAGAAGAUCCUAAUUACUAUGAAUAUAAUAUGCAAGGAAGCUAUCAUUCUUCCACAAGCAAAGAAGUAAUGGAAAUGGAAUUACCAGUGGGAGAUUCUACACAGCUGGUGCCUCCGGAAACAACUGAGGACCCAGAAGUCGAGGUGAAAAUUGAAGGAAACACAAAUUCAUCCAAUAUUACAAAUUCUGCAGUGGGUGUUGAAGAUCUUAACAUCGUUCAGGUGACAGUUCCAGAUAAUGAAAAGGAAAGAUUAUCAAGCAUUGAAAAGAUUAAACAACUAAGAGAACAAGUCAGUGACCUCUUUAGCCGAAAAUUUGGUGAAGCAAUUGGUGUGGAUUUCCCAGUGAAAGUUCCCUACAGGAAAAUCACGUUCAACCCUGGCUGUGUGGUGGUGGACGGCAUGCCCCCAGGGGUGGUAUUCAAAGCCCCUGGUUACCUGGAAAUCAGCUCCAUGCGAAGGAUCUUGGAUGCAGCAGAGUUCAUCAAAUUUACAGUUAUUAGACCACUUCCAGGACUUGAGCUUAGUAAUGUGGGGAAACGAAAGAUAGACCAAGAGGGCCGUGUGUUUCAAGAAAAGUGGGAGAGAGCAUAUUUCUUCGUGGAAGUGCAGAAUAUUCCAACAUGUUUAAUAUGCAAACAGAGCGUGUCUGUGUCCAAAGAAUACAACCUGCGACGCCAUUACCAAACCAACCACAGCAAGCACUAUGACCAAUAUACCGAAAAGAUGCGUGACGAGAAGCUCCAUGAGUUAAAAGAAGGGCUCAGAAAGUAUCUGUUAGGGUCAUCCGAAAUCGAGUGUCCCAAACGAAAGCAUAUGUUUGCAAGUGUGAGUCCAAGUGAAAAUGCUGCUGCGCAACCUGUAGAAGACGUGGCUGGGAACUUAUGGGAGAAGUUACGUGAAAAAAUCAGAUCAUUUGUGGCGUAUUCCAUUGCAAUUGAUGAGAUCACAGAUAUAAAUAAUAUCACCCAGUUGGCUAUAUUCAUCCGUGGUGUCGAUGAGAAUUUUGAUGUAUCUGAAGAACUUCUGGACACUGUGCCCAUGACUGGUACAAAAUCUGGAAAUGAGAUAUUUUCGCGUGUUGAGAAAAGUCUGAAAAAGUUCAGUAUCGACUGGUCAAAAUUAGUAAGCGUGGCCUCCACUGGCACUCCUACAAUGGUCGAUGCCAAUAAUGGGCUUGUCACAAAACUGAAGUCCAGGGUGGCGACGUUUUGUAAGGGCUCAGAACUUAAGUCCGUUUGUUGCAUCAUUCACCCAGAAUCACUUUGUGCUCAAAAGCUAAAGAUGGAUCAUGUCAUGGACGUGGUAGUUAACUCAGUCAACUGGAUCUGCUCCCGUGGACUGAACCACAGCGAGUUCACCACCUUGCUUUACGAACUGGACAGCCAGUAUGGCAGCCUUUUGUACUACACAGAGAUCAAGUGGCUCAGUCGCGGGCUGGUGCUGAAGAGAUUUUUCGAAUCAUUGGAAGAAAUUGAUUGUUUCAUGUCAUCCAGAGGAAAACCCCUGCCUCAGCUGAGCUCCAAAGAUUGGGUCAGAGACUUGGCCUUUUUGGUUGACAUGACAAUGCAUCUGAACACUCUAAACAUCUCUCUCCAAGGGCACUCACAAAUCGUUACACAAAUGUACGACCUGAUCCGGGCAUUCCUAGCAAAACUCUGCCUGUGGGAGACGCAUUUGGCAAGGAAUAAUCUGGCCCACUUUCCUACCCUGAAAUCAGUGUCCAGAAAUGAAAGUGACAGCCUGAACUAUAUUCCUAAAAUAGUGGAACUAAAGACUGAAUUCCAGAAAAGGUUGUCUGACUUCAAACUCUAUGAAAGCGAACUGACACUGUUCAGCUCGCCGUUUGCAAUAAAGAUCGACAGUGUGCACGAAGAACUGCAGAUGGAGGUUAUUGAUCUACAGUGCAACACGGUGCUGAAAACGAAAUACGACAAGGUGGGGAUACCAGAAUUCUACAAAUACCUCUGGAGUAGCUACCCCAAAUACAGACACCACUGUGCAAAGAUCCUCUCGAUGUUCGGGAGCACCUACAUUUGUGAACAGCUGUUUUCCAUUAUGAAACUGAGUAAAACAAAGUACGGCUCCCAGUUGAAGGACUCACAGUGGGAUUCCGUGCUCCAUAUCACGACGUGAUGGGGGAAAGACUCCUGGCAAUGCUCCCAUGGUAUGUAAGGCUAAACUUUUCUAGGUUCAAGAGAUUGUGAGUUGAGAAAUUAACAAAUAUUUCCGUUUUUCGUUUUUCCACUUUGAAUUGGAAGUAUAAUUUGCAGUAACUUACCUGUUUGUAUGA